AUGACAGAUGUGGAAUAUUUUGAGCACAGAAACUUGUUUCUUCAGUCUAACACAAAGUGUUUUACCAAUCUAUAUAAAUAUUACAGUUUUGCGGCAUCAAACAAUGAACCCGAAAGACUGAUAAUGUUGCAUAAAAUACCGGACUAUUCAAAACCGCGUAAGGGCCCAGGCGAAAUGGGGUCCGGGGUUUAUCUGGAGGGGAAAGAGGCGGUUUUAGCACAGGAUCAAAUGAAAUUUUGGUUUAUGAAUGUGAUUGCAAGUGAUAAGAUAAGCCUCGAUCGCAGUAUUCCUGAUUCUCGUAGUCGAUCGUGCCAGGCUGUAAAAUAUAACAAGGAUUUGCCAAAGGCCUCUGUAGUUAUCAUCUUUACGGACGAAGCAUGGUCACCGCUGCUUCGUACUGUACAUUCUGUUAUAAACAGAUCACCACCAGAGUUUCUUCAUGAAAUCGUCUUGAUAGAUGACUUUAGCCAAAGAGAGGAACUGAAAGAAAAUUUAACUGACUACAUAAAGCGAUUUGGCGGUCUGGUCAAGCUGAAGAGAAUGGAGGAACGCCAGGGGUUGAUAAGAGCUAAGAUAGAGGGAGCUAAGUUUGCAACUGGUGAAGUUGUAGUGUUUUUGGACUCUCACUGUGAAGCCAACUCAGGAUGGCUCGAACCUUUGCUGCAAAGAAUAAAAGAAAAACGUACCGCGAUAGUCUGUCCGACCAUUGAUUCAAUUUCAGAUUCAACUCUUCAGUACCUUGGAGGCGGAGCAUACUCAAUUGGAACAUUCUGGUGGAGUCUACACUACAAAAUGGAUCCUAUUCCGGAAAGAGAAAAAAGGCGUAGAAAAAAUCCUGAAGUUGAUCCUCUAAUGUUGUCGGUCUUACCGAACAUUAAUUUAGCUCUGUGUCGUAGGACUGUAAUAACUCUUGUUUAUUUUUGGUCACCGACUAUGGCUGGAGGACUUCUUGCUGCCAACAGAGAAUAUUUCUUCGAAGUAGGAAGUUAUGACUCAGGAAUGGAUAUAUGGGGCGGUGAAAAUCUAGAGAUAUCUUUCAGGGUGUGGAUGUGCGGCGGCAGCAUCGAGAUAAUUCCGUGCUCUCAUGUUGGCCAUAUAUUUCGGUCAGGACACCCGUAUAAUAUGACAGGUAGAGGAGGCAAUUUAGACGUUCAUGGCACUAAUUCGAAACGACUUGCUGAAGUUUGGAUGGAUGAUUACAAGCGCCUUUACUAUGUUCAUCGAAUGGGUCUAGUCAACACUGACGUCGGAGAUUUAUCAGAACGAAUUGAACUUAGAAAGCGGCUUGACUGCAAAUCUUUCAAAUGGUAUCUGGACAAUAUUAUACCGGAAAAGUUUAUUCCAGACGAGAAUGUGAAGGCAUAUGGUUUGGCAAGUUAUUGUGUUUUUUUAAAUAAGCAAAUUGGUUCCUGUUUUUUACGUAAUCGUGAAAAGUACGUGUCAGAAUGUUACGGUUUCUGCUUCAGCAGAGUUCGAAAUCGCGCAAAUAACGGCGAUUUGUGUUUGGAUACUCUUCAGAGGUUGGAGAAUAAAGGUGAUGUUGUUUUGGGUGUAUUCGCUUGUCAGAACAGCGGGAGUGCAUCUCAAAUGUUUUCAUGGAGCAGUGAUAGUCAGUUAAGGCGUGAAACGACUUGUGCCGAUAUCAGUCCGGCAGUUUUACCAGACAAACCAAACGCAAGUGAAGUAUUGCUCGUUCAGUGUAACCCAAGAAUGCCUGUUCUUUUCGAGCAUCAAAAGGACGGAGCUUUGAAACAUAUUAAGUCUGGACUCUGUCUUGAUGUGGACGGUGUAAGGUCGGGAGAUAAUGUUCUUUUAAGGACCUGUAACAAGAAGAUUUCUCAGAAAUGGUCUUUUGAGCGAUAUUUUAGCUAA
Enterobius vermicularis (human pinworm) is the source of this 1872-nucleotide messenger RNA. The record is from the annotation of a GenBank genome assembly. Lineage: Eukaryota; Metazoa; Nematoda; Chromadorea; Rhabditida; Oxyuridae.